CGGACCGGGUAUCAGUCCCCACGGCAUGAAGCCAAACGGACGCAAAAUGCUGAAUAGAGCGACUGUUUCAUAAAGCGGAGUUUCGUAACUACUCGGAUUCCCGGUGUAGACGCGCAUGCAUGGAGUUAACGGAAGUUUAGUUUCUGUUCCUCACGAAAACAAGCCUAGGGUACAUCAAAUAGGCUAUAGUCUCACUCCACCACACCAGUAGCCAACUACUCAUCUGACGGCAUGGCUGGGUUUCGGAGCAUGUUCUCGGGGCUGGUACUCCUGUUCUCUACCAUAGCGGAGGCUGAGUGCAGAGAGAGAGUUUACUAUAUCGGGAUCGUAGAGAGAAACUGGGAUUACGCACCAAGUGGCAAAAAUCUUAUCAAUGGAAAAAGCAUCGCGGAUGAUGAACAUGCAUCUGUGUUCCUGGAGAAAGGGCCCCAUCGUAUUGGCCGUGUGUAUAAAAAGGCUUUGUACCGGCAGUACACAAAUGCGUCGUACAGCCAAGAGACCCCCAGACCGGCUUGGCUGGGUUUCCUAGGACCCAUUCUAAGGGCAGAGGUUGGUGACGUCAUAGUGGUGCACCUGAAGAAUUUUGCAUCCAGGAACUACUCCAUACACCCCCACGGAGUCUUCUACGAGAAGGACUCAGAGGGGGCGCUGUACCCGGACGGGACUUCCAGCAAGCUAAAGCAUGAUGACCACGUGCCUCCAGGCAGCAAAUACACCUACCGCUGGGAGGUGAGGCCAGAAUACGCCCCUACGGAGGGGGAUGCCAACUGCCUAACCUGGGUCUACCACUCCCACUUGGAGGCUCCCAGGGAGGUCUCCUCUGGACUUAUAGGCGGACUGUUCACCUGCAAGAAAGGAAUCCUGAGGGACAGUCCUGUAUCUGGAGCUGCCCAGCCCAGGCCAGAACCAGAGCGCAUAGAUGUGGACCAGUUCCUGUUCCUGAUGUUCACAGUGACGGAUGAGUCCAUGAGCUGGUACCAGGAGGAGAACAUCCGCACCUUCUGCUCUGAUCCAGAUGGAGUCGACCGGGAAGACCCAGACUUCAAGGAGUCCAACUUGAUGCAUGCUAUCAACGGGUACAUGUACGGUAACCUGCCCGGCAUUGAGCUGUGCCAGUUCCGUCGUGCGGCCGUGCACCUGUUUGGCAUGGGGAACGAGGUGGACAUUCACACCGCCUACUUCCAGGGCAGCACGCUUUUGGACCGCGGUCACCGCGGCGACACCGUCAGCCUGUUCCCAGCCACCUUUGUCACCACUGAGAUGCUUCCCAUGACAACCGGAAAGUGGUUGCUGAGCUGCCAAGUCAACGACCACCUGCAGGCUGGGAUGCAGGCCUUCUAUCAGGUAUCGUCCUGUGGAAUGGGAGACAGGCCCCCAGGGGCUCCUCCCGGUGGCCAAGUGCGGAAAUACUACCUGGCAGCCGAGCAGGUCAGGUGGGACUACGCUCCUUCAGGAAUGGACAAGAUAAACAACAUAUCACUCACAGAGGGUGAAAGUCCGUCUGAGGUGUUUUUCGGCAGGACAGAAGGCAGGCUUGGGGGCAGGUACCAGAAGGUGGUGUACCGGGCCUACACAGACGACACAUUCUCCAUCAGGAAGCCGGUCACGCCGGAGUCCCUUCAUCUCGGCCUGCUGGGCCCUGUGUUGAGGGCUGAGGUCGGGGACACCCUCCGGGUGACGUUCAUGAACAAGGCAGACAGGAACUACAGUAUCCAGCCUCACGGCCUGCAGUUUGAGAAACGCUUCCAGGGCACCAGCUACCAGGAUGGAGCUGAUAAGCCCGGCUCCCAAGUUCUCCCAGGCCAGACCUUCACCUAUAGCUGGCAGGUGUUGGAGGGUCCAUCGCCCUCCGACCCCCCCUGCAUCCCCUACCUGUACUACUCUGCCUGUGACCCCAUCCAGGACACCAACUCUGGCCUGGUAGGACCCCUGUUGGUGUGCAAGAAAGGAACUCUGGGAAGUUCAGGCAUACAGAGAGGAGUAGAUAAGGAGAUGUUCCUGCUGUUUUCCAUUAUGGACGAGAACCUGAGCUGGUAUCUCCAAGCGAACAUUGAUACUUACGGAACUAACGAGUCCAACCCAGAGGACAAAAACUUUCUGGAAAGCAACAAGAUGCAUGCAGUGAAUGGGUUUGUGUACGGGAACCUUCCUGGGCUGCAGCUGUGCUCCGGGGACAGAGUUGUGUGGUACACCUUUGGUCUGGGAACCGAGACAGACAUCCAUGGGAUUUACUUCCAGGGAAACACCUUCCAAAAGCAGGGCACAACCCGGGACACACUCAAACUGUUCCCUCACACUACGGCUACUGUGACUAUGAAUGCAAGGAGAGCUGGUGUGUAUGAGGUGAACUGCAGGGUGACGGACCAUUACAUGGCUGGGAUGAGACAGCAGUACUCUGUGGCGGAGUGCCCUGGGAGGAACCACACACACACGCUGGCACACACGCGUCCCUCGGCCGUGGUCCAGUUCUUCAUCAGCGCCGAGGAGGUGGAGUGGGACUACUCACCUUCCCGCUCCUGGGAGCUGGAGAAACACCAAGCCACCCUGGACAACAGUCCAGGAAACAUCUUCGUGGGCAAAGGUGAGCGGCAGAUAGGGUCUCGCUAUAAGAAAGCUGUUUACAGAGAGUACACUGAUGCCACCUUCAGGACACAGAGGAAACGACAGGCAGACCAGAAACACUUGGGAAUCAUGGGCCCCAUUAUCAGGGCAGAAGUUGGGGAGCAGAUUCUAAUCACCUUCAGGAACCAUGCCAGUCGGCCCUACUCUAUCUAUGCCCAUGGCAUUGAGACCAGCGACACACGCAUUCCUGUCGAACCAGGCUUCAUGACAGAGUUCCGGUGGGAUGUCCCUGAGGGGUCCGGCCCAGGGCUCUCUGACCCUAACUGCAUCUCUUACAUCUACUACUCCCCUGUGGAUUUCAUCAAGGACCUGUUCAGUGGUCUGCUGGGGCCCUUGGUGGUGUGCAGAAAGGGGACUCUGAGUGGUCUGGGGGCUGGGGGACGGGGGGGGGACAGGCGGAGGACAGAUGCCCAGCGGGAGUUCGCUCUGCUCUUCCUGGUGUUCGACGAGAACCAGUCCUGGUACCUGGAGGACAACAUCAGGACCUACCUCGACACCAACCCCUACAACUUCACCUCGGACGACAGCUUUACGGAGAGCAAUAUGAUGCAUGGUAUAAACGGUCAACUGUACGGUAACCUGAAAGGCUUGGUCAUGACCCGUGGGGAGUUGGUAGACUGGUACCUUGUGGGCAUGGGGAAUGAGAAGGACAUUCAUACGGUUCACUUCCACGCCGAGACCUUCACAUACAAGACGGACCACAUCCACCGUGCAGAUGUGUUUGACCUGUUCCCAGGAACGUUCCAGACCAUCGAGAUGGUAGCCGGUAACCCUGGAACGUGGCUGCUUCACUGUCACGUUUCAGAUCAUAUCCACGCUGGCAUGGAGACCACCUUUACUAUCAGAGCAAACUCCUCUCAAGGGUGCUUUAGUUCCAUAGCUACGUUGCUUUUGUGCCUAGCACUGGGACUGGUUGGGACUGUGUUGUACUAGCCACUUGGGACUUUAGUGUUUGUCUGUGUGUUGAAAUUAGCACUGUACAAGGUGAGAAAUAUUCAAAUCUGGUCAAAAUGUCUCCCCCCCCCCAAUAUUUAUAUAAAAAUAUAAAUGUGCUACGCUACGACAGGCAACCACGCACGCUGUCCGAAAUUAUCAUUAAAAAAAUGUUUUGUCCCCCCCAAUGUUGACUCCAUGGCUACGCCUUGGCCUAUAGCAUCUCUAAACCCAUUUUCAAAAAGUCUCAUUGCCUGAAAUAAAAGUUGUUAUUAUUAUAAAUAUUUCUACAAUAGUAGUAGUAGUAAUAGUUAAGUAAUUAAAAAUAUCCUAUUUUAAGUGAAACCAAUUACCUUUAAUCACACGCCUGUGUUACAUAGAUUUCAGGAUAAAUUCUGCAGUUUCUGAGCAGGGUAUCAGCAGAUGGGUAUAAAAAACAAAGCAUGGUCAAGACAACCUUGAGACAAUGAGAUUGAUUUGAUCAAAGACAAGGCCACUGGAAACUAUGUAACAACAAAAAAGCUACAAGUUUCUAUGGGCAGAACGGUGAACGUGUGCACAGCACACAUAUAUGGCCUCUAAGGUGGAGUGAAAUGACGGAAGUCAUCACUCAAGAUUCAUCCCAUCAGACUCACAGCUGUAAUUGCUGCCAUCACGCAUUAACUCGGGUGUGUGGAGACAAAUUUUGAUAUAGGCCUACCACUUUUGUAUUUUGAAUAUGUCAUUUGUAUAAAGUGUUGAGUAUGCUGUGUGAAUACAACGAAAAAUUUUGAAAGUCAACAAAAUGCUAGAAUGUUCAAGAGGGCACGUUCUAUAGGCACUGUACAUCUUAUUCAAUUGCAUACUACUGUAUUUGUUUGUGUUGCAAGCAUAUAUAAUCAACUGUCAAACCAAUCAAUUCUUACAAUUACACAAUAUUGUAGAAUGGUGAGUGAAGUUACAUAAUUGUUGGAAUGCUGCUUCAGGGUUGGAACUAUUGUUCUUCGAAUCUUUAUUCAACUUCAUAUUAUUAUUCUAUUUCUUCCGUCGCACCUUUCAGCUCCUUCAAAUUUUCAGCUAUUAAAACCGUUCAGCUAUCAAAAAAUUCUGCAGUUUCAAGGGUUUCCAGAUGACCUUUAAGCGUUCUACCUCUUAUGCUUGAAUUAAUAUUAAUCAAUGUUCAUAAUAUUUUCAAAUCUUCCUAAACUUCUUCAACUUUCAAAUCCUUCUUCUUCCUCAAUCUUUCAGGUACAGCCAACAUUUAAAUGUUGACAAAACCCUAACCAAUUUUUUUUUAUCAGCUUUUUGACAUCUAUUCAACUUUUUCAAUAUUUUAAAAUUCAUUUCAGCUUUCAGCAUUCCAACGCAUUUUCUGCAGGAAAUGCACUUUCUAGUUAAGUCCAUAAUUCAAUCAAUUCAGUUGUGAAGAAUGUACAUGGAUGCACCUUCUGACAGUGUUUCACAUGAUUCCUAGGCUUAAGCUUUAUGCGUAUUUUAUAUUGUCAUUUCUAAAGUGCAAUAAAAGUACUUGUUCAUC
Osmerus eperlanus (European smelt) is the source of this 5071-nucleotide messenger RNA. Its product is annotated as ferroxidase HEPHL1-like. Bases 232 to 3555 code for a protein of 1107 amino acids. The record is from RefSeq and is a predicted model, not a curated record. The transcript is spliced from 20 exons. Gene Ontology annotation, molecular function: copper ion binding; ferroxidase activity. Lineage: Eukaryota; Metazoa; Chordata; Actinopteri; Osmeriformes; Osmeridae.